Molecule: messenger RNA, 1900 nt
Organism: Ceratosolen solmsi marchali
Lineage: Eukaryota; Metazoa; Arthropoda; Insecta; Hymenoptera; Agaonidae
Exons: 2
Coding region: 362-1819 (485 amino acids)
Biological process (GO): negative regulation of meiotic nuclear division; regulation of mitotic nuclear division
Cellular component (GO): nucleus
Molecular function (GO): protein binding
Source: RefSeq, a predicted model, not a curated record
UAUACCGCGAUAUUUUGGUCGUUUUAAUUUUUUUUAUAUUUUUUAUUUUUUGUUUAUUUACUUUGAAUUAUUUUCUACGUAAAUAUAUUUUUUACAUAAAUUACUUUUGUUUGUUUACUAUAUUGCAUGAAUUGCCUCCUAUUAUGCUACAAGUAUAGUAUGGUAGCAUAAAGUGUUAAAAUGCAGUGUUGUGUACAAUUACUAGACCAUUUGAUGCAUGUACUUGAAAUGCCAUAAUAGUUUUACCUUUUAUUAUUUAAAUUAAAUUGUAAAAAUGUUGAAAUUAAAAAGGCAAAUAUGGUUAUUGUGUAGAUGGUAACAAAUAUUUCAAUUCAAAGAAGUUAAAAUUGGUACAAAAACAAUGCCACGAAAUAUAGAGGAAAUUAGUGAUACUCCACGUACUGGAAGAAAUAAUUAUAGUCACAAAUUUAAUUCAUUUAAUAGUACAGAUAGUGGUUAUCUUAGUUUUAAUACUCAGUCCAGUAAUUAUGGAUUAAGUAAUCGUUCUAAAUCACUACUUUUAUCUUCAAGAAAGUUACCAAGCUUACGGAUUGAACCGUAUCCAUCUAAAUUUAAUCGAAAAUUUAGUAUUUCUGAGUCAAAUGUAUGCAGUUCUGACUCUCAAGAUCAUUUGGAAAAUAUUCAAAGUAAUUCAUCCAUUAAUUUUGCAAAUACUCAAGUAACCUUUAACAAUUUAAAAAUAAAAAAUUCAAAUGGUUCAUAUAGAAUGGAAUUGAGAAGCCAUAGUAAAAAACAAUUUGAAUCAUUAACUUCUUUUGUUGCAGUAACAUCUUGUAAACGUAGUUUGCAUGAUGUUUUACCUUUGUCACCUUUACCUACAUUACCAUCACCACCAUUUGUAUAUGAACCCAGAAAUAAUGAUACAGAAAUAAAACUAGUCAUACCACAAAGCACGCCUUGCUUUGUUAGUUCACCAAAAUUACCUACUCCAUUACAUAACAUUGCUUUCUCUCCUAUAAGUUAUAAACCUAGUCCUUUUAUAAACACUGUAAACAGUAAAAAGUUUAGUAAUUUGUCUAUAUCAGAAUAUACUUUUAUAAACACAAAAAGUAGACCGAAAAGACUAGAUUUUAGUAAGCGAGCUAUUUUUGAAAGCUUCCAAAAACAUAGAUCAACUGAUGAUUAUACUGGCAAAGAAACUAUAGAUAUUUUUAAACUUCUUGGUGAAAAAAGUAAUCAUCCAAGGAUAGUUUCUAAAAUUUUAAGUUAUUUAAGUCCGCAAGAUCUUUGUUCUAUAAGUAUGGUAUCAAAAUCAUGGCAGAAAAUAUGUAGCAAUGAUUCAAAAGCUCAAGAGAGAAGACUGAAAUAUAUAAUAAUCAGACAAUGCUCCAAAGAAAAUUUGGUAUCAUUAAAUAAAUACAAAUUUCAAGAAGAUGUUCAAAUAAGUCCUCGAACUAGAUUUCCAAAAAGAGGAUUUUUAACUGCUGUACCUACGAAUAUGUUACAGGCACCAAAAAUUCAUUUAACACCAAGUAGUCCACCAGUUUCUCCAAGCAAGGUUAUAUUUCAUUCAUUUAUCAAGGCGGGACGAAGUCUGGCACCUCGAGAUCAAUUGGUACCAUGUCCACAAUGUAAAUUUGCCUGCCGCGUUGAAAAUAAAAAAAAUGUGGGUAUUUGUUCACGCCAAAGCUGUCCAAUGGAGGAAUUCUGUGUAUUUUGCUCAUCAAAGUUGCAUGUUGGUGAACCCUGUAAAAUGCCGCUUCUGGCAACACCUACAAAACGUGGAAAACAACAACAACCUAUCGUUGGGACCAGGCAGUGUAAAAGGAACUUACGCCGAAUAUCACGCCUUAUUUGAUGUAUCGGUUGUUUCUUUGUGUGCCAUGUUUAUACAUCUUAACUUAUGUAUUAUUUUAUUUAUUUAAUUUAUUUAUUUUUC